GUUCCGACCACACCAACACCAAUUGUCUUCUUCUUUGUCAUCGCCCAAGUCUCAGAAAAGCGGAGGACUAUUUGCCUUCGCCUCUGCCGCCUUCGACAGGAUCACAUCCGAGCCAACGGUGCGUCGUCGUCAGUCCAUCAGUGGACUCUCUGUCGCGCUUGAUUCACCUCCGAGCGCCCUUGACCAGACCACCGCCGACACGAUUGCUUCUCUUUCCAGGCUUCGUGCCUCCUCUAAUAACUCGUCAUCUUCUACGAACCCCAUCCUUCCGAGCUCACAAGUCGAGGCGAAGCGCUCCAGUCACCUGUCGCUACUGGGGGAUCCUAUUUCUAGGCCCUACACGGAGGCGAACCCAAACACAACACCACCCAUUCGGAUCCCUGCUUUAGAGAACAAGAUGCAUCAAACAUCUUCCAGGUUGCUCCGUAUGACGGAUGACGAGCGUCCUUUCACGAGGGACUUCAAGGACCUGUUUUCAACGCUCAUUGUUAGCUUGCUUCCGUUAUCGGCACAUCGAGUGCGACUGACCCGAGUCGAACACACAUUUCUGUCGGAAGAUGCAAUCAACAAUCUAGGCUCCCUCAAGUUCUCGCAGUCUAACCGCAUGCCGGACCCGAAAGACCCGUCGCGCAUUGUCACGACCACAACGACCACAACAUUUUCCAUGGCGAAAGACAUGGCUAGAAAUAUAUGCCAGCGUUUUCUCGACGCACGGUUCAUUGAGUCUGCCGACGGCAAAAAGCAAUCUACAUAUACCAUGAAGGGCUCUGUGUGGCAACUGACUUCCAAGGGCGUCUGCAUCUUGGAUCGGUUUUGCUCGAGGAACGGUAUUCAACAACGACAAAUUGGCGACCUCAUCGCAACAGGGGUGAGCAACUUGGUCAUUCUCGAAAGGGAGACUGCUUUAGACAAGCUAGUCAUGGACCGGGGGACGAUGGAAGUCGUCUUCAGGAGAUUCAUCGGUACCAGCGGCAUGAACAUCAAGAACAACGUAAAUGCAGCCGACAACGAGUCCCUGAGCGACUACAAAGAUGGCUUGACGGGCGUCAAGAUGGCGAGCGAACGUAAAGUGGCCGGUAAGACGUACAAGGACACAUUUACGGGCAGAGCUUGCUCAGACUGGCUCAUGGACUGCUGUACGACAGUGGCACGUGUCGAGAGCUACGAGAUGGCGGCUGCAUUUGUGGAAUACGAACUUAUGGAAGCCAUCCAACAAGACCGAGUCUACAUGGCGUCAUCUCCCUCUGCGGCACAUUUCCAACCAACGAAGAACGCCAUUUACCAAAUGACGGCCAAGGGCCGGGAGAUCAUCAACGGCGGUGGAACCCGAGGGCGGACGUCGGAAAGUGAGGGAGUGCAGCCUGCUCGUGGCGGCAUUGCUCGUGACUCCAACACGCAACGGCUUGACAAAAUUUUGACCGACGCUGCACUACGACUGCUCUUCCGCGAGAACCUGCGAGAGACGCACUGCGAGGAGAACUUGUCAUUCUAUUUGGACGUGGACGAAUUUGUACGCGGUUGCCGACAUGCCAUCCGAUCUGCUCAGAAGAAUCCCAAUGCCACGUCGAUGGAUGGCAUUAAGGAGAUCAUGGCCCAAGCCUAUGGCAUCUACAAUGCUUUCCUAGCCCCUGGCUCUCCUUGUGAGCUUAACAUCGACCAUCAACUUCGCAACAAUCUGGCGACUCGCAUGACAAAGGCCGUCGGACAGGACGUCGCCAUGAUCGACACGCUACACGAGGUAACAGCGCUUUUCGAGGAUGCUCAGAAUGCUGUUUUCAAGUUGAUGGCUAGUGACUCUGUACCCAAGUUCCUACGCAAUGCCAAAUAUGAGCAGACAUUAAAAAAUUAUGACUUUGACGCCAUUGCGGCUGCCCCUGGUCCUCCCGGUGCUCCCGGUGCUCCCGGUGCUCCUCGAAUGCCUGAGAGAAGCCAAAGCCGGUCCAACCGGAAGUGACGAAGAGCAUUGCUGGCCGGGGCCGGUCGUUAUGUCCACCGUUGCGGUAUGCGUUUCCCGGGCGUGCGACACUUGACGCGUGAUCAUUUCCCUCCUUACCUGACCGCUCAACGU
Messenger RNA from Pseudomassariella vexata, 2068 nucleotides. Its product is annotated as regulator of G-protein signaling. Lineage: Eukaryota; Fungi; Ascomycota; Sordariomycetes; Amphisphaeriales; Pseudomassariaceae. The transcript has 3 exons. Bases 398 to 1954 code for a protein of 518 amino acids. Gene Ontology annotation, biological process: intracellular signal transduction. The record is from RefSeq and is a predicted model, not a curated record.